Messenger RNA from Stegastes partitus (bicolor damselfish), 2549 nucleotides. RefSeq names its product potassium voltage-gated channel subfamily B member 1-like. Gene Ontology annotation, molecular function: protein binding; delayed rectifier potassium channel activity. The coding region runs from base 1 to 2385 and encodes 794 amino acids. The record is from RefSeq and is a predicted model, not a curated record. Lineage: Eukaryota; Metazoa; Chordata; Actinopteri; Pomacentridae. Gene Ontology annotation, cellular component: voltage-gated potassium channel complex; membrane. The transcript is spliced from 2 exons. Gene Ontology annotation, biological process: protein homooligomerization; action potential; potassium ion transmembrane transport.
AUGAUCAAAGCCGGGUCUCGGUUGGCCUCCACGCUGCCACCGGACACCAUGGACAUUAUCCGGAGCAAGACGCACUCCCGCCGGGUGAGGCUCAACGUCGGCGGGCUCCUCCACGAAGUCCUGUGGAGGACGCUGGACCGGCUGCCCCGCACCCGGCUGGGCAAGCUGAGGGACUGCAACACCCACGACUCCAUCAUGGAGAUAUGCGACGACUACAGUUUGGAUGGCAACGAGUACUUCUUCGACAGACACCCCGGAGCCUUCACCUCCAUCCUCAACUUCUACCGCACCGGGAAGCUGCACAUGAUGGAGGAGAUGUGCGCCCUCUCCUUCAGCCAAGAGCUGGACUUCUGGGGCAUCGAUGAGAUCUACCUGGAGUCCUGCUGCCAGGCCAGGUACCACCAGAAGAAGGAGCAGAUGAACGAGGAGCUCAAAAGAGAGGCCGAGAACAUGAGGGAGAGGGAAGGAGAGGAGUUUACUACCACGUGUUGUUCUGAGAAGAGGAAGAAACUCUGGGACCUCUUGGAGAAGCCCAGCUCUUCAUUUGCUGCUAAGAUCCUGGCGAUUAUCUCCAUCCUCUUCAUCGUGCUGUCCACCAUUGCCUUGUCUCUGAACACCCUCCCAGAGCUGCAGGACACGGACGAGUUUGGUCAAGCCACAGACAACCCACAGCUGGCCCACGUGGAAGCCGUGUGCAUUGCCUGGUUCACCAUGGAGUAUCUGCUUCGCUUUCUCUCUUCUCCCAACAAGUGGAAGUUCUUCAAGGGUCCUCUGAACGUCAUCGACCUGCUGGCCAUCCUGCCCUACUACGUCACCAUCUUCCUGACAGAGUCCAACAAGAGUGUGCUGCAGUUUCAGAACGUCCGCCGUGUGGUUCAGAUUUUCCGGAUCAUGCGAAUCUUGCGUAUCCUGAAGCUGGCUCGUCACUCCACAGGCCUUCAGUCUCUGGGCUUCACUCUCAGGAGGAGCUACAACGAGCUGGGCCUGCUCAUCCUCUUCCUGGCCAUGGGCAUCAUGAUCUUCUCCAGUCUGGUGUUCUUUGCUGAGAAAGAUGAAGAAGACACUAAGUUCAAAAGCAUCCCUGCUUCGUUCUGGUGGGCGACCAUAACUAUGACCACAGUAGGUUAUGGAGAUAUUUACCCAAAAACUCUGUUGGGGAAAAUCGUUGGGGGUUUAUGCUGCAUUGCAGGAGUACUGGUGAUAGCUUUACCUAUCCCCAUCAUUGUGAACAACUUCUCUGAGUUCUACAAAGAGCAAAAGAGGCAGGAGAAAGCCAUCAAGAGAAGGGAGGCUCUGGAGCGGGCUAAGAGAAACGGUAGCAUUGUCUCUAUGAACAUUAAGGACGCAUUUGGCCGCAGUGUGGAGCUCAUGGAUGUCAUGGUGGAGAAAUGUGAUGAAAAAGAAGAGAAGGUUCAUGAUAAUCACGUGUCUCCCAAUCCCCAAAGAGGGACCCCCAAACUCAAGUUAGCGACCAGCCCCAGCAGCCCCUCCAAGACCCUGGAAUCAAGCUUCCAAGAGCAGGCCAAGCCCUCCAGCAGCCCUCAGCAUCUCAGCGCACAGAAACUGGAGGAGAUGUACAACAAGAUGGCCAAGACUCAGUCGCAGCCCGACCUCAACAGCAAGGAACAAGGGCCGCCGUCCAAAACAGCGAGACAGAGAGUUGAGUUUGAGAUGGGAAGCAUCCCGACCGAAGCCAUCUCCAGCACGGUGGAGGCAGUGACGGACAUGAAGAGCAUGUCCAGCAUCGACAGCUUCAUCAGCUGCGCCACCGACUUCCCCGAGAGCUCUCGCUUUUCCCACAGCCCCGUCAGCAACAUGCCUGGGAGGGUCAGCACCAACCCCAGCCUGGAGCCCACCAUGGAGAACGAACAUGAAGGAUCUCAGGGCACCUCUACACCCCAGACGGGAGACGGCGUAAAGCCCAGUCCUUAUUCUGACAGCCCCAGAGGCCUGCGCUUCAACAAAAGCCGCUCGCUGAAGGUCAACUUCAGAAGCGGCGAGGAUUCAGGGACAGGACUCCUCUCAGACAGCUCAUCAGUUCAGAGCCCUGAGGUGUCCGUCUACACAACUGCCAGCAGCAGGACACCCAGCAAGAGCCCAGAGAAUCUACUGCCCAGCAUCUUCACAUUCCACGAUUCGUCCAUCAAUAAGUUCAUUGAUGCCGACACAGACGAAGAGGAGCACCUGCACGACGGUUCGGGCACCAACCCGACCCAAAGACUCCUGGAAAGAGCCAGUCCCAAGUUUGGCCAUCAGAGUUCCAACCACAUGGAGGGACUCCAGAGGAAGCUGGGGAAUAGCACACUGCCGUUAGAGGGGCAGGAGAACCACGUGGCUCAGGAACUACAGCCACUUCAGGGAGAGAAGAGUCACUCUAACUCUUAAGGUUACAAAAAAGAAAGAAACCAGACGGGAGAGGAGGAAGCGGAGGAGGUGGAGAGCAAAUAACAAGCACAGUGAACUUCCCGAAAAUAUGAAUGGCACUGAAAACGUUUGAAGAAUUACGACACAGAAUGCUUCUCCCACGACGAUACGAAAAAAAAAAAAAA